AUGACAUCAUCUGUUCAGUUGGAUAUACCACCUCGCAGACAGUGGGCCCAUGGCCAUGGAUACUGUGGUGAGACUGUUGUGCAAUCUUUCGGUCUUUACAAUGGUGCCUGGAUAUCACAACAACUCGUUCGAGAUGUGAACCAUGGUGAAUACUUAAUUCAUCAUUUGACUCCCGAAGACGACCAACAACGACGGCCACGAGGAGGAGGAGGUGGAGGCGAUCCACUAGUCACACUCACGACAUUAAAAUUUUGCUACGACGCAUGGGAUCAUGAGAAUACACCUCAACCUCAGUUCCCUUCCUAUUGCUUGUGGAUUAAACGAUGUUUGCUUCAAGGUUUUCCCAUCAUGUUUCGCACGAAAUUUAAUGAGUUUUUUGCUGGUCACAUCAUGCCGAUAAUAGGCAUUGACUAUUCGAACGAGAACACCUAUGAUGAACGGGACAAUGUUUACUAUUACAGCCUCUUUAAUCGGGGAAUAAUCAAACAACCGCUAAGCGAACUUGGCAAUGAUCCAGGAGCGCUACCUUUUUGCUGCAACUGGGGCUGUGUACCUCUCAAUGUAUGCUGGGGAAUCGCUAUCACCGGAAUUCUCGACGAAGACAAGGUUUGCCUUCCUGUACGUCUUACUGUGGCUGAAUGGGAUGAGCCAUGUGCAGCCGAUGGUAUGAAAGCUCGUGAUAUGAUUGGCAAAGUGACUGUGCAAGCAUUGACGGCCAGGACACAAUACAUUCUUCUCCGUUACUCAUCAUACAUUGAUGUGCCUGUCAAGGGCAAUGCGGAGGCAUUUCUUUCCUCCAAUUAUGCAUCGAGACAUGACUUUACUGCCCAAGAUUACAUAUAUGUCUACGAAGAUCCAAUUCCAAUUAACUCGAAUGGAUCAACUUAUUAUCGGUGUGUGGCCAAUCCUCUAGCCACGUGA
Molecule: messenger RNA, 921 nt
Organism: Rotaria socialis
Lineage: Eukaryota; Metazoa; Rotifera; Eurotatoria; Philodinida; Philodinidae
Source: the annotation of a GenBank genome assembly